Molecule: messenger RNA, 1245 nt
Organism: Fusarium fujikuroi IMI 58289
Lineage: Eukaryota; Fungi; Ascomycota; Sordariomycetes; Hypocreales; Nectriaceae
Product: related to meiotic recombination protein rec12
Exons: 7
Coding region: 1-1245 (414 amino acids)
Biological process (GO): meiotic DNA double-strand break formation; meiotic DNA double-strand break processing; reciprocal meiotic recombination
Cellular component (GO): nuclear chromosome
Molecular function (GO): DNA topoisomerase type II (double strand cut, ATP-hydrolyzing) activity; DNA binding; ATP binding
Source: RefSeq, a predicted model, not a curated record
AUGGACGAAGAGGCAGAAAUUGCUCAUUCAAUUGCUAUACCAGAACUAACCCAGAGUCCCCAAGCUAAUCACACAUCAUCAGCGACAGCGAACGAGAAUACUGAUACGAAUACGAUAAUUAACAACCCCAAUGCUGGAACGGUUGUCACUCGUAUUGAGGACAUUCUUGCGCAAAUCAUCAGCGCUUUAGCUGCGGGACAUGAGUUAUCAAUACCAUUUUCUGCACGAAGGUCAACACGUCGCGCCGCAAAUGCACAGCCAGAACAGGUUCACUUCCCUGGUCGUAACCAACAGGAAGCAGUCAAGUUUGCGCGCAUACUUCUCAUUCUUCAGCUAUCACAUGAUGCUCUUGUGUCUGGCACCGUUCUGACCAAGCGCCACAUAUUUUACCAACACCAGCAUCUCUUUGAGAAGCAAGGCCAAGUGGAUGACCUCGUUGAUGACAUUGCUUUCAAUCUUGGUAUCAGUCGUGGGGACUUGAAUAUUGUUGCAGCAUCAAAGGGUGCCCUGGCUGGACCGUUGCUAAUACGCUUCCACGAUGGGAGUACAUUGAACCCUUGUUCGGGAGAUCUGGGAGUUGCUAUCCCGACUGUUCAGUCAAUCUCAAGCAUUGAUGUUCAAAACAUCAAAUGGAUUCUUGUUGUUGAGAAAGAUGCCGUUUUUCGAUCGCUCUGCUCGUCCCAAUUUUGGAGAAACUGCAUCUUUGGUCCUGGAGUGCUUGUCACAGCCAAAGGAUAUCCUGAUUUGACCACGCGUUCGUUCCUGAACUUUGUUCAUACACAGUACCCCCAACUGCCGCUCCUGGGGCUAUUUGACUACGAUCCGGACGGCGUCAAGAUCUUGCGAUGCUACCGAUACGGAUCCGAAAGACUGAGCCAUGAAGCUGAUCUCGGUAUAGAAGCAUUGCGGUGGCUCGGUAUCAGAUCAGUGCAUCUCUCCCGAGGUCAUACUGAUACCUCACUCAGUAACUACGGACAACCAAGCCAUGUGUCUAUCACGUCAAUCCAGUGCCGUAAUCCCGUCACCUAUUUGAAUGGCAGAGAGCGGGCUGUAGCUAUCUCAACAUUCAAGAAGAUCAGCCUGCGCUCUCAAAAUGAGCUUGAAGGCUCAGAAUUACGACUCGAGUUGCAACUGAUGACAAUGCUCGGAGUCAAGACAGAAAUUGAAUGGCUGGAUGAAUCUGGAGACUUGUGUUCAUGGCUUGAUGGCGAAAUUGGGGAAGCACUCAUUAGUGAGAGAAUUUGA